UUCUCGUAUCAUAACGAGCGCAAGGGGAUCAGGACGGAGCAAAAUCUGAAUAUUUCACAGGUAAAAAUCCCUCAAGAACCGGUAAUGCCUCUUUUACAGUGGAUUUAUGUUCUGUCAUCUUUGACAGCAUCGUUUUAAGGGAAAACAUUGCGAAUCGGACAUUUUGUGACACGAGCGCGUUUAGUUCCACAGACUGAAUAGAAAACAGCUUUGAGAAAAGGAAGAGAUUGACAUAACAGAAGGUAAGACGUUGGCAAACCAUCAUGGCAUGGCCCUGUAUCUCCAGAGCCUGCUGUAUGGCUCGGUUCUGGAACCAGCUGGACAAGGGCGACAUUGCGGUGCCGUUGGUUUUCACCAAGUACUCGGACGUGUCCGAAAUGCAGCAUCUUCACCUGCAGCAGCCUGCGCCGAAGGUCGCCAUAGAAACGCAGCCGCUUCACAACGACCACGACGCGGUGUCCAAAGGACCUCCAGCCCAGGAUGAAAACAUCUUAGGAUCUGUGAUGCGCCAGGACUUCAAACACUGGAAAGUUCGCCCGGAGCCCAGCUGCAAGCCCAAGAACGAGUAUCAUUGCCCUGAGGUUCCUUUUAACAACAAGACCCAGUAUCAGAAGGACUUCAAACCCUGGCCUAUCCCAAAGAGGGGAGAUCAUCCUUGGAUCCCCAAACCCUCUCCGACCAUCUCAGUGGGCAAUGACCGCAUCCCUGACAGAUCCAAACACACCUUAGAGAUGAUGGACAGUGGGGUGGAAAAGAGCGAAAUUGCUGACAAGGUGCAAGAGAAGGAGAUCCUGUCUAGUGAAAGGAAAAAGAGACAAGCCAAGAAAGUGACCAUGGUUUCUGAAAACAAAGCUGGCGUGAAGUUGGACAGGCAGAGAGUAGGGGAUGCCACCACUACAGAGGGUAAAGGGAGGGCAGCUGUGGAUGCUCUCAACCGGCAGAUCAAACAAGAAGUGUCCUCUGGCAGCUCCUACAGGACUGAGUUCAAAGCCUACACAGAUGUAAAACCCGUGAAGCUCAUCAGGGCUAAGUCUCAGUAUCAUCCUCCCGAUGGGAAGACUGAUCAGGAGACCAGCUACAGCGCCACCUACAGGCCCUACCAGGCCACUCAGCAGCCAGAUGAAAACAAGGCCCUGGAGAGGAGGAGGAUACGCACACUGUACCAUGAACCUUACAGAGAGAGCAGUAAGGUGGAGAAAACCAGUCUUCCUCGCUCCAAACCCAAAAAGAGCACAGCUGCCACACCUGGCAAACCUCUGAAAAAGUCCAAGGAGAAACAGGUGGCAUUGCGUGGUUCGAAGAAGAAGAGCUCCGAGAACCAACCUGAGACCAGAGCAGGGCAAGGCGACAAGGAGAAAAGUAAAGAGAUCAACAACAAACUGGCUGAGGCGAAAGAGGUUAUGCUAAAACAGUACCACUACAUUCAGCUCUGUCAGCCCAUCCGAGAUAUUGGUUGGGUGCAGACAUUAAAGCAACACCUGUGGCGCUGUGCGAUGCCCGACCCAAGAGAAUCUGAGUCUGGCCUCGGACGAGUCAGCGAUUAUUAUUCCGAGGGUACCUCUGGAAGAGAACCACUGGUGGAACGACCAGAACCACGUCGGGGAGUAGUCCGGUUCGCUCCGGAUGUCAAGUACUGACACAAAGCACAUGAGAAAGAGGAAG
Sinocyclocheilus rhinocerous is the source of this 1662-nucleotide messenger RNA. It is a transcript of the gene map6a, whose product is annotated as microtubule-associated protein 6a. Lineage: Eukaryota; Metazoa; Chordata; Actinopteri; Cypriniformes; Cyprinidae. Gene Ontology annotation, biological process: microtubule cytoskeleton organization; cytoskeleton-dependent intracellular transport; regulation of microtubule cytoskeleton organization. Gene Ontology annotation, cellular component: Golgi-associated vesicle; microtubule; cis-Golgi network. The transcript has 5 exons. The record is from RefSeq and is a predicted model, not a curated record. The coding region runs from base 264 to 1637 and encodes 457 amino acids. Gene Ontology annotation, molecular function: microtubule binding; calmodulin binding.